ACCCAAGGAAAAUGACUCCCGCAGUACAUGACGACGUUUCUGUACGGUAAUUUCAAGUGGGCUCGUUCCCGGAGAACCAAACAGGGGGCGAGGUGUUUUGUCGGCAUCGUUCACCGGGUGCGUGUUUGUCUUGACGUGUUGCACUCGGAAGACCCCACGGCGUACCUCCUUGGGGGCGGACGCGCGGUGCUGCCCGGCGUAACAGCUGAUGCCGCCCGACGCGCACCAACUGCUCUGGGAAUUGCCUGACCGGGCCGUAGCACAAUCUUUACCCAGAUUAGGUGAUGGAUGUUUGUACCGAGUAAGAGGAAGUGAGAUGAUUGCCGGAUGGGAGAUGGUAAUGCAACCCCUACAGCUCAUCACCUGUGUGACAGUAUACGUUAAGAUGAUGCAUUUGCGACAUGUACAGGAGAUCGCCAUUAAAAGUCUGGCUUCACACUGGGGGAACCACAACAAAGAAAUGGAAAGGUCAAGAAAAAGAGAUAGUCGAGACAAGAACAAGUAUUGUAAAUAGCAAUUGCAGAUGCAGUUAUUUUGAUUUUCUGCAUCUAUUUGGAUCGACGAGAUGAUGAGCGAUUCAAGAAGGAAACAAUGGAAUGCAUGAACGAAGAGGAGGAUUACCUAUGAUGAGGCAACACAUGAGAGGGGGAUAUCGAAAGCCUGCCUUUGACUUGCAUGCCAGCUUAUAAUUACAUGUAAUAUUCCCUGAAUUGUAAAUUCAUUUGCAGUCGCAUGUACAUAUGAUAAAAGUGAUUUACUUUCAAUGGAGAAAGGUGCUGUGAG
Musa acuminata subsp. malaccensis (wild Malaysian banana) is the source of this 783-nucleotide messenger RNA. NCBI's taxonomy places the organism in Eukaryota, Viridiplantae, Streptophyta, Magnoliopsida, Zingiberales, Musaceae. The record is from RefSeq and is a predicted model, not a curated record.